Molecule: messenger RNA, 3465 nt
Organism: Scaptodrosophila lebanonensis
Lineage: Eukaryota; Metazoa; Arthropoda; Insecta; Diptera; Drosophilidae
Exons: 3
Coding region: 1-3420 (1139 amino acids)
Biological process (GO): cilium assembly
Cellular component (GO): microtubule; cilium
Molecular function (GO): microtubule binding
Source: RefSeq, a predicted model, not a curated record
AUGAUAACGGGCCCGGAAAGCAGACAGACCCACAGGCUAUUGGACUUAAAGAAGCAGCAAUGGGCAAAGGAAAGAGAGGAAAUGGCGCGCAUGGAUGAGAUGUAUACGAGCGCACGUCUUCAGCAACACCAUCAACACACAUCGCACAUCGAGCGCACCUCCAUACGCACCUUCUACUCCAACUUGGACUUGAGUCAGACCUCCAACCAAACAUCGAGUCACUCCAGACAGCAGUAUCCCCAGCACACCUCCAAAGAUAUGCACUUGAUGUUGCGUCAACCCAACUACGCGCAAAUGCAGCGCCAGGGCAGUCAAGACUAUGGAAAUCAACUGGAGCGUUACAUAGAGGACUUGGAUGUGGAUGGUGAUGCGGACUUCGAGGACGACGAUUUGGUCUACAGACGGGGAAGACGCGGCAGCUAUGCGCCGGGAAUGACGCGACCAAUGCAGAUGCCCGCACGCUAUAUCGAACUCGUGCCCACAUCCCUCCAGACCGCCAAGGGCCGCUUGCAACACCCACAGGCAGCUCAGCAGCACCCACACCAUUUACAGCAACAGCGACUGAGGAGUCCCAGUUUGCCAGCCAUUCGGCACAGGGAGUAUGCAGUGCGGGUGCAGCAACAACAACCACAGCAGCAGCAGCAGCAACAGCCGGAAAAGGCGGCCAAUCAACUCGGCCAAAAUAAUGGAAAUAAUAGCAACAAUAAGGGAAAUGGCGGGCAGGUUAAUGGCAAUGGGCACGUAAACGCGAACGCAUCCAAAGGCAUGCCAGCGCAAACAAAUGCGAAUCCUGGCAACGCCGCUAAUCGAUUAAACAACAAUGGGAAUAGCCAGGCUGCCGGUUGCCAGGAAGAGGAUACUUCGGGCUAUCUGAGUGAUACCCCAAAGAAUAUUCACACACCCGAUAUUUGGUACAACGACGCAGUCAGUCAGAAUGGGAGCAUAAGUGGGGUGGGUAGCGUGGCCAGUGCCAGUGUCGUUGAGGAGCGCAUUGGCGUCGGCGUGGGAGCAGGUUUGGGUCUGGGGGAGGUUGGUGGCGUUGGUGCUGGUGGUGGUGGUGGAAACGGCAGGCGCUUAAAGCGAUCGAUGCAGGGUUCAACACAAGAAACCAUGCCUUUGUCGAAGGCCCCAGACCAGCAGCAGCAGCACAACAACUCAUAUGUUAUUAAAGGACGACGAGUACAACCAACCCAACAACCGCAGCAGGUCUAUGAGCCCCUGACAGCUGACAGCUACGCGACGGAAGGAUGCUGCUACAUGGUCGCACCGCCCAGCUCCUCUCACCUUUCCUUCAGCCGAGAUGUGUCCACAUCGAAUACCUACCAGGUGCAGACGAACACCUCGGAGCAGAGCGAUUACUACAUGCACGAUGAGCGCGAACGGGAGCGUGCGCGUUGGGCCAACUUUAAUAUGCAGGCGCAGCCACAGGCGGGUGUGGCACCACCGCCCGAAUGGCUCAGCCGUGGCGUGCAUGAUCUCAACAGCGAGGACGAUAUACAGUCCAUGCAAUCCUCCUCAACCUACUUGCGGGGUCAGAAUGCGCCAUUGGAUGCCGUCACGUUAGCUGAGCGCAUUGACAAACGCCGGAAGGCGGCCGAGUACCACAAUGCCAUCAAGAAGCAGUUACAUGAACGGGAACUCAUACGCAAGUGGGAGCUGGAGCGCCAUCGGCAGGAGGAGCAGAUAGAGGAGGAGCGUGUGCGGCGACAGAAGAGCAUCGAGCAGGAGCGUCUUGAAUUCGAGCGUCGCCAAUCGCAGGAGCGUGAGGAAGCUCAAAAGAAGAAACAGCAGGCCAUGCUAGAUGCCAUUGCCAAGGCUGAGGUGGCAGCCAAAUUGGAAAAGCAGAAGAAGCGGAAAACACGCGUGCUACAGCAGUCGCAGGAGAAGAAGGCCAAUGAAAAUGAGCACAAAGCGGAACUUUUGAAAGUGCUGUCCGUGGAAGAAGGGAAUGAAGCUGAACUGGAGCAGGGCGAUGACAUACAGUCGAAUACUCCACGCGCCCCACCAUCACUGCCACAGCCGCAGACCCAGCCGCAGGUUAAGCCAGCAGCCGUUACGGAGGAGAAGGUAUUAAUUGGCACACCCAUCAACCUGCGUCGCAUCACUACUAAGCCCAUAAAGCAGCCUGAAACAGAACCGAAGACCGAGGCCAAAGCUGAGCCAAAUCCAAGACCAUUCGGUGAGGAAAAGGAGAAUGUGGCGUUGAUAAUGCAGCCGGCUACGCUGAUCCCUCUUCCUGUGACCAGCGAUAUUUUCGGCCUGCAAAACGCCAUUGGCAACCUUCAGAUAGCCACAUACUUUGUGCAGCAGCCUAAAAUGCAGCCAACCACAGCUGCAUCUACUCUGGACAACUCAUACUCAAAGGCGACUAUGACGCAGCGCACGGAUACGUCCAUCUACACUGAAGACGGAUACCAGGCGGAGAAAGAGGAGGAGGGAGCAGAUACGGCACGCACAGCUCUGGGCACAGCUAGCGCUUGUUUUUCACCCGACUCCCUGGAAGUGAGUCUAGCGCGUCCUGCUCUGCUCUCGGAACAGGAUAAGAUGGCGUUGAUUCCCAUGAAAACGCCGCUGCAACCCACAGACCCAAGUCCAAAGACCCCUCGACAAUGUAGCAGUGACAACGGCAGUCAACUGGCAGAUGUGGAAACCCAAACAGAGUUGCCGCUGAACUGCGAUCUCUGCCUCUUUCACGACAACUUCUAUAAGGUGCUGCUCAAGAGGGAGGUUUCCACCACGACAACAACACAAACUUCUAAGACGCAGAGCCAGCUGGCAAAGGAAUCUGCAGCCGAGAAGGACCAUGAGACAACCACAACAACAACUACGACCACAACGACCACAUUCAAGGCAAAGUCAAAGGAAAAGGACAAAGACAAAGACAGACGGCGUCAAUGCAAGGACAAGGAUGCCAACAAAAUGGACGAUCGCCCCAAAUGGGGUGUCAACCGGCCAGUGGUGCAAUAUGUUAAGGCCAGUGAUCGCGAUCCGUUUUGUCUGCGCAAAAAGAAGAAUCAUAUAUCGACAGCCAAGCCUCCACGUUCGCAGUCCAUGGACUCUCGCUUGGAUAGUGUGGCUGUAAUGCCCGACGACCACUUGAGUGGUGACAGCAAUCCUUGCAGCGUGGGCGAGCAGGAAGAGGAGGGGUUUAUGCUCAAGGCACGCAAUGUCUGCACCGAGAUAUUACCGAUUAAAACCGAUGAGAAGGGUCGCAUAUUUCUGAAUUUUCGUGAAGCCAGCGCCAUUAUGAACGAGGACGAAAUCAAGGAUAAGCUGCGUCAAAAAUAUUUCAAUUUCGGACGCAUACUACCCCGACGCAGUUGGGCCUCGGCCACUCAACAUGGAUUGCCAUUUAGUGUGACCACCGAAACUGUGGGCACACUAACCACACCGAUAGUUGGUGAUUUGGCAGACGAUUAAUGACAUUAUUUUUAUGGGGAAACUUAUGUAAAACAACUUAUGUAA